Messenger RNA from Staurois parvus, 336 nucleotides. The record is from the annotation of a GenBank genome assembly. NCBI's taxonomy places the organism in Eukaryota, Metazoa, Chordata, Amphibia, Anura, Ranidae.
AGGAUGAGAAGAAGGAUGAGAAGAAGGAGAAGGAUGAGAAGAAGGAGAAGGAGAAGGAUGAGAAGAAGGAGAAGGAGAAGGAUGAGAAGAGCGGUUUCAAACCGGCAAAAAGUGUAUCUGCAGAGUUCCUCUAUUUCUGACAGUUCUCUGACUUUCACAUUUACAGCGGUUGAAACAUUGUAUCUGUUUCCGAAUAAAAACAUCUGUAUCCUAAAUGGAAACAAAUAGAUACAAUGUUUCAACCGCUGUACAUGUGAAGGAACUGUCAGAGAACUGUCAGAAAUAGCGGAGCUCUCUGCAGGGACACUUUUGCCGGCUGAUCGGGAAAAAUCCGAU